Molecule: messenger RNA, 693 nt
Organism: Nerophis lumbriciformis (worm pipefish)
Lineage: Eukaryota; Metazoa; Chordata; Actinopteri; Syngnathiformes; Syngnathidae
Product: gamma-crystallin M3-like
Biological process (GO): visual perception; lens development in camera-type eye
Molecular function (GO): structural constituent of eye lens
Source: RefSeq, a predicted model, not a curated record
UGAAAGCGGACUGAAAUGAUGGACAUAAACAGCAAGUCGCGGACUAGGGGCUUUGCAGAGGGGAGGAGCCACAGUGUGGUGGGGUAUAAAAGGCAAACGGGUUGAAGCAGGUACAACCACAUCCAGCAUGAACAUGAGGGGAAAGAUCAUCUUCUACGAGGAGAGGAACUUCCAGGGCCGCUCCUAUGAGUGCAUGAGCGACUGCUCCGACAUGUCCUCCAACCUGAGCCGGUGCCAGUCCUGCCGGGUGGAGAGCGGCUGCUUCAUGGUCUACGAGCGCCCCAACUUCAUGGGCAACCAGUUCUUCAUGAGGAGGGGCGAGUACUCCGACUCCAUGAGCAUGAUGGGCAUGAGGGACUGCAUCAGGUCCUGCCGCGUGGUCCCCAUGCACAGAGGCCAGUUCAAGAUCAAGAUCUUCGAGAGGGAGAACUUCAGCGGCCAGUCCAACGAGCUGCAUGAGGACUGCGACAACAUCCAGGAGCGCUUCCGCAUGAGCGACUGCAUGUCCUGCCAGGUGAUGGAGGGCCACUGGCUGCUGUUCGAGCAGCCCCACUUCCGGGGCAAGAUGAUGUACGUGAGGCCCGGAGAGUACCACAGCUUCAGGGACAUGGACAUGAGUGGCAUGAGGAUCAUGAGCAUGAAGCGCAUCAUGGACUCUUGCAACUAAAUGUUCAAUAAAAUACUUUUUGCAAU